Heterobasidion irregulare TC 32-1 is the source of this 1998-nucleotide messenger RNA. It is a transcript of the gene gor9, whose product is annotated as GMC oxidoreductase 9. The coding region runs from base 1 to 1998 and encodes 665 amino acids. The transcript has 15 exons. NCBI's taxonomy places the organism in Eukaryota, Fungi, Basidiomycota, Agaricomycetes, Russulales, Bondarzewiaceae. The record is from RefSeq and is a predicted model, not a curated record. Gene Ontology annotation, molecular function: oxidoreductase activity, acting on CH-OH group of donors; flavin adenine dinucleotide binding.
AUGUCGCGAGCGGUUGUUCCCCAGCUGCUUUGGCUUCAGUCCAAUGUACCCGUCCUAUUGACCGCCCUAGCCCUCACCAUCAUCCCACUCAAACUCCGCGACCGCCCGCGUCUCGCCAAGAUCAGCGCCGCCUUCGUCCUCGCCAACCUCUUACUGCAAGUCCUCAAGGUCCGCGCGAAAGCCAAGCGCCCAAAGGCCGUUGAAGACCUGCGGCGUGUCGGGAGGAGCGUCGACGGCGAUCAUGACUUCGACGAAUAUGACGUGGUCAUCGUGGGCGGAGGAACGGCGGGAUGUGUGCUCGCCUCGCGCCUGACCGAAGAUCCCUCUAUUCGCGUCCUCGUACUCGAAGCCGGCGAAAGCGCGCUCUCGCUUGCGCUCGCACGCGUCCCGAGCGGAUACAGUAUCUUGUUUGGCACGGACCGCGUCUUCAACCUGUACACCACGCCCCAGGCGAACGCAGGCGAAAAGGCGCACUAUUGGCCUCGAGGAAAAAUGCUCGGCGGCUGCUCUACUAUCAAUGCACAGAUUUUCCAUUAUGGCUCGCCGUCCGAUUAUGACGAAUGGGCCAGAAUGGCUGGCUCGGAAGGAGCAGAGGAGUGGGCCUACAGCGAAUACUUCUUGAAAUUCGAGAAGUACAUCCCUAGCAAACUCUUCCCUGGCGUGGACACGACUCAACGGGGAGCAAAGGGAUUGAUUGAAGUCGGCUUUUUCGGCAAUUUCUCCCCAAUCACGCGCAGGUUCUUGGAUGCAUGCGAGAACAUCGGUCUUCCGCGCGAGUAUGAUUUGAACACACCCAAGGGAACGCUGGGUGUGGCCAAAGUGAUGACGUACAUCGACGCAAAGGGACGACGCGUGACGACAGAGUCUGCGUAUCUCACUCCUGACGUACUCGCCCGGCCGAACUUGACGGUCGCGGUCAACGCGAGCGUCACGAAGCUCCUCUUUGACACGACGGAUGGCCAGACGCGUGUCGUGGGCGUGGAGUUUGCGAAAAGCGAGAAGGGGCCGCGCUUCCGGGUGAAGGCUAGGAAAGAGGUCGUGCUCUCUGCGGGUGCGGUCCACACUCCUCACAUCUUGAUGUUGUCCGGUGUCGGCCCCGCCGACCACCUCCGUUCUCACGACAUCACUGUGGUCGCUGACUUGCCUGGGGUCGGCGCGCAUCUCAUGGACCAUCCUGUGGUCGAUGUUGUUAUGAGAGAGACGGCCGGAGAAUCCUUGAACUAUUUGAUGCGCAAUGGCGUAGGGGGGUCGAAGAUGAAGACGUUUUCUGCUCUGGCGCAGUACAUGACCACAGGCAAAGGUCCUUUGACGACCAACAUCGCUGAGGCCGCGGCAUUCUUUCGCUCCUCCGAUCCCAAACUAUUUCCGACAGAGAAGUACCCCACGCAUCCCGAAGACUCAACCUCGGGGCCCGAGUGCCCCGAUCUCGAGUUCUUCGUGACACCUAUGGGCUACAAGGGGCACGGACGGACCAUCCUGCCUGUCGGAAACACGAUGGGGCUACACAUGGUCUUGCUGCGCCCUACGAGUUUGGGGUCCAUAACGCUAAAGUCAUCAGACCCGUUCGAGGCACCUGUGAUAGAUCCCAAGUAUCUCUCGACAGAACACGACGUUGACGUGCUGGUCCGUGGCAUGCGCGUUCUGACGCGCGUCGCGGGUUCGCAGCCGCUAGCUGGGAUCCUCGACCACGGCAACGCGGAUCCGCACUUUGGACAUCGGCUAGCAGACGCGAGCGACGAGGAGCUCGUCGAGUAUAUCCGCACGAGCACCGAGACGCUGUACCACCCCACUUGUACGGCGCGAAUGGGCCCGCUGUCCCAAGGCGGUGUCGUCGACCCCCGUCUGCGUGUGCACGGGAUACCCAACUUGAGGGUCGUGGAUGCGUCUGUCUUCCCGACGAUCAUCGCGGGUCACACGGCAGCGCCUACGAUCGCAGUCGCCGAGAAGGCGGCGGACAUGAUCAAAGAGGCGCUCAAAGCUCAAAGGACGAAUUUAUAA